Molecule: messenger RNA, 3451 nt
Organism: Raphanus sativus (radish)
Lineage: Eukaryota; Viridiplantae; Streptophyta; Magnoliopsida; Brassicales; Brassicaceae
Exons: 12
Coding region: 156-3365 (1069 amino acids)
Biological process (GO): DNA repair
Cellular component (GO): nucleus
Molecular function (GO): phosphoric diester hydrolase activity; nucleic acid binding; hydrolase activity, acting on acid anhydrides, in phosphorus-containing anhydrides
Source: RefSeq, a predicted model, not a curated record
UUCAGCCGAAGUGCGGCCUUAUCUUGCCGUCCAAACAGAAAGCGAAGCUGUCCUAAGCACAUCGAUUUGAGAGGGAAAAUCAAUUUAGGAAGGGGGAAACUCCUUUCCUCAUCUUGAUUCUUUCGAGAGUUCAUUCGUCAAAAACUUAAUGCGCUAUGAAGAGAAGACAUAGCGAUAAAGUUUCGAUUCGUAUCCACAGCAUCGGCACACCGUUGAUCUCCACGUCUUCCGGUUCACCCGUAGAGUCACUCCACAUCGAUUCAGAUCGACCCUACACGAUUGGUCGAAGCAUCGACAACGGGUCGUCGUGCCAUUUCGUCCUCGAUCAUGGCGGAAUCAGUAGAAACCACUGCCAGAUUCUAUUCGAUUCACAAAGUAGCAAACUUUAUAUCUUCGACGGUGUGUUCAGUCAAAAUUUCGAUGAGUUCAGGAAGAGAUUGAUUGGCGUUGAUAGAGUGGAGAAAGAAAGUUUGAGAUUUAGGGUUUCUUUGAACGGUGUGUAUGUUAAUCGUGUUAGGGUUAGGAGAGGUAGAGUUCGAGAGGUUUUGGCUGGUGACGAGGUGUUGUUUGUUUGUGGGAAGGGAGGGCUGUGUUAUAAAGAUGGACGAGUUGGGUUUGUGGUUCAGGAGAUUGGUUUUGAAGGGGUUGGAGUUUCGGUCUCUUCAGGACAUUCUAGGGGGAGUUUUUCCGGUGGGAAGAGGAGCAGAAGGGUUUUUGCUCCGAUGGAAAAUGAAGUCAGUUCUCUGGUUUCUGGGUUUUAUCUUCCUGCUAAAGCUGUUGGUGUUGUUGAGAGAUUGAACUCUCUUGUAAGCUAUUGUAGACAUGUGUUGAAUAGUGAUGAUCCUGUAUCUUGCCUUAGGCUAUCAGAUUCGGGAAAAGAAUGUAUAUCCUGUUGUACAAUGUUAAGGUCGAAAGUAGGCAGAGAAGUCGAGAGAGAUGAGAAAAAUAAUGAGAUGGGUCAUGGUAUGUCUGGUUUAAAGGUGAGGGAUGAGGGACCAAGCCCAGAAUUAAAUAUAGGUACAAAUUUAGUUGUCUCAGAGUUGGUUAGCCAAGUAGAAAGUGACGGUGUUGCUUGUAUUUCUGCUAGCGAUAAGACGAGGACAAUGCUUCCUUUGGAAGAGGAGAAAGAAAACACUCCUGGUAAUAGUUACAUCAAUAAGGAUAAAAGCUAUCAAUGUUCUCUACAAUCACCUGGGAAGAACUUUUAUCUGAAUCGCCUUCAGUAUAUUGAACAAGACCUAGCUGGUAGUCAACGUGUGGUUUCUUUGCCAGAACUUCUUUACCCUGUGGAAAGCAUCUCACAAAUCUUCGUUGCAACAUUUACAAGUGAUAUCUUAUGGUUUCUUACCGGUUGUGAGAUACCGAGUCGUUUGCCUGUGACUGUUGCAUGUCACCAUGCUGAGAGAUGUUGGAGCGCAAGCCCUGAUGCAAGAACAACUACUCCUUUGCCAAAUUACCCAAAUGUAGCUAUGGUGUUUCCACCAUUUCCUGAGGAAAUAGCAUUUGGGAAAGACCGAAAGAACCGAGGCAUUGCUUGUCAUCACCCCAAGCUGUUUAUUUUGCAAAGAGAAGAUAGUAUUCGUGUAAUUAUUACGUCUGCAAACUUAGUAGCAAGACAGUGGGAUGACGUGACCAACACAGUUUGGUGGCAAGACUUUCCACGAAGAGCAAACCCUGAUUUCUUAUCUCUUUUCAGCCAUUUCAAAAAGGAAACCAAUGGUGGUUUAAGAUCAGAUUUUGGUGCUCAGCUGGCUGGAUUUGCUGCGACACUUUUGGCUGAUGUUCCAAGCCAAGCCCAUUGGAUUCUCGAGCUCACAAAAUACAACUUUGAACACUCAGCAGGUCAUCUUGUCGCUUCGGUGCCUGGAAUUCAUUCUUAUAAGCCGUCUUAUCUUACAGAAUCUGUUCGCUCAAGCACCUAUUUCAAUGAAGAGUUUCUAGGAUCUGUUGAAGCGUCUGUCGUUGGCCUCAGUUACCUUUUCCGAUCUACUAGUGAUUCUACAGGAGCACAACUGAAACGGCUGGCUUCAUAUAUUAGCAGAACCCGUGAAAACUCUCUCGGAAUGUUGGAACUUGUUAUGAGAAGGAAUACUAAUGUGCCUGCUGACGUGAAUGCGGUGAGCGUCCUUGUCCCUAACCCUGAUGAUGAUUCGAGAGACGAGUUUGUCCAACUAGGCUUUUUGCCGCGGAAUAUUGCAAAAUGGGUUUCUCCUCUGUGGGAUAUUGGGUUCUUUAAAUUUGUGGGGUAUGUGUAUCGGGAUGAAGUCCUUGCAGCUGCUUCUUGUAGGAGCAACCAGAAGGUGCAACUGAUGCUGCAUGUAUUACAGGGAGUAUCCAUUUCAGAUAUGUCAAAGCUAAUUCAACCACAUCAUGUCGUUGCGCUGAGCUCGUUGAUUGCUUCACUUCAGAGAUGUACUGGCAUUUGGAGGCUACAAGAGGUGUUAGGCUGCUACAAGUGGCCUGAAUCUCAAGAAUCUGAUUUCGUCUACAGUGCAUCUUCGGUUGGAGGCUCAGUAACUGCAGGUUUUCAAGCUGAUUUUGCAUCAGCUGCAGGUAAAAAAGUUCAAGAUUUUGACUCCCAGGAGUCUGAUCCUGAGUGGGGAUGCUGGAGUGCUAGGGAAGAACGGGAAGCUCCUUCCAUUAAAAUCAUCUUCCCUACCAUUGAAAGGGUGAAGAAUGGCCAGCAUGGUGUUCUGUCUUCAAGACGUCUGCUCUGCUUCUCCGAGAAAACCUGGCAAAAGUUGAGAUAUAACAACGUGCUUCACGAUGCAGUUCCUAAUCCUCAGGACAGAGUUGGGCACCCUAUGCAUAUCAAGGUGGCUAGAAGACGCUUCACCUCCACUAGAGGUUUACGGUCUUCUUCAUUUGGUUGGGUUUACUGCGGCUCACAUAAUUUCAGUGCAGCUGCUUGGGGACAGACCAUUUCCAGAUCCUCCAGGAACAACCAGGACCAGUUCCACAAUGCCAUGAGAUCAGUUAAUAAGCUUCGUGUAUGCAACUACGAGCUCGGGAUUGUAUUUGUUUUCCCUCCACCUCGUGAAGGAACUGACUCAUGUGAUGGGUCUAAGAUUGAUGAUAUUGUGUUGCCGUUCGUUGUACCGGCUCCAAAAUAUGGAUGGAGUGAUAGACCGGCUACAGGUUUGGCUUUGAGGGAAGCUUUGGCCGAGUUCAGGGAAGGCUCUAGCAGUUUCUUUGGAGAAAGUGAAGCUGAGGAAGAAGUAGAAGAGAAAGAGGAAGAGGAAGAAGAGGCUGCAGCUGAAGCUGAAGGAAGAGGAGAGUUUGUUGCAGAAGAGGAGAAGCAAGAAGAGAAGGCUUACGCUGAGGCGUUGUGGAGCCAGGUCGAGUCCUCCUCCCCCAGCCCCUGAAAACUACUUAUUGUAUGAAACCUGUAUAAUCAUUUGUUGAAAUUAUAAAGGGUAAGAAAUAAAAAUGAGAUUUUUUUUGUCGUCUU